Paramecium octaurelia is the source of this 1826-nucleotide messenger RNA. Lineage: Eukaryota; Ciliophora; Oligohymenophorea; Peniculida; Parameciidae. The record is from the annotation of a GenBank genome assembly.
AUGGGUUGUUGUUAAGGAAAUCCAAUUGGUUUUAUAUUAUACACUUAUUUUAGAUAUGAACUAAUUGAAUGAAUCAGCGAAAGAAUUAACUGAAUAUUAAUAACCAGAAUAUAGAGCAAAUAUUGUAGAUUUGAACAAUUAGGGAAAGCAGAUGGAACAAGUGCAGGAGAGAAUUGCAGAUGCAGAACAAACACCUAAGAAAGAAACCAAUUAUUCUUAGGAAAUGAAAAGUGGCAAAAAGGAAGACAAUCAGGAAACAAGAUCCCUAGUUCAAUAACAAGGUUAAGAAAAAUAAUGGAUCAUUAAAUAGACAAUGUUUGUUAGGAUUAAUUCAAAAAAGAAUGUUAGUGAAUUUUAUACAAUAAAAGAGAUGAUUGGUUAAGGAGGUUUUGGAAAAGUUUAUAAAGUAGUUCAUCGAUAAACAGGUUGUAAUUUUAUUGAUUAAGGAUAGGAAUGAUUAGAGCUAUGAAAUUAAUAUUAAAAUCUAAAUUGAAGAAAGAAGAUUAAGAGAAACUAUUAGAAGAAACCAGUAUAUUGAUGGAUAUUGAUCAUCCCAAUAUAGUUAAAUUAUAUGAAAUGUAUUAAGAUGAUAAUUCCUAUUUCUUAAUAAGUGAAUAUUGUGAUGGUAAAUCUUUAAAAAAUUUCAUAUGAAAGGUGGUGAACUAUUCGAAAAAAUCAAAUUCGUUCAAAUUUUAACAGAAAAAGAAAUUGCAUCUUAUAUGAAAUAAAUAUUAUCAGCUGUUUCCUACUGUCAUUCCAAAGGGAUAGUUCAUAGAGAUUUAAAACCAGAAAAUAUUUUGUUUGAUUCCAAAAAUUAAGGAGCAGCCUUAAAAAUAAUUGAUUUUGGUGCUAGUGCCAAAUUAGUAAAUGAUGAAAAACUAAAUAAAAGAAUUGGAACAGUAUUUUUAAUUUUAUAACUAUUUAGCCAUUCUAUGUGGCUCCAGAAGUUCUAAAUGGAAGUUAUGAUGAGAAAUGUGAUAUAUGGUCAUUGGGAGUAUUGCUCUAUAUUUUGCUAUGUGGAUACCCUCCAUUUUUUGGUCACAGUGAAGGAGAAGUAUUAGCAAAAGUGAGAAAAGGUACGUAUCAAUUUGACAGCAACGAUUGGUCCAGAGUGUCAAUGCAAGCCAAAGAUUUGAUAAGAAGGAUGUUAUUUUAUGAUCCGUCAGCCAGAGUCAGUGCUUCUGAAGCUCAGUAACAUGCUUGGAUUUCAAAUAAUAAAGCUAAAGGUUAAGUUAACAAUUUAAGUUUAAAGAGAUUAUAAGAUUUUGAUUCUAAAAAUAAGCUAAAGUACGCUAUCCUCUAAUUUAUAACUGUUCAAGUGGUUUCAAGUCAAGAGAAGGAUGAUUUACUCAAAAUUUUUCAAGACAUAGAUAAAAAUGGUGAUGGGACUGUAAGCAAAGAAGAAUUACUUGCUGGUAUUUUAUUCAUUAAAAAAAGCUUAUUUGAAGAUUUAUAAGGGAGAUGCUUUAGCAGCUUAACAUAUUGUUGAAGAAUUGUUUCCUUAAUUGGACGCUAAUAAAUCUGGGAAAGUCGAUUUUAGUGAAUUUGUUACUGCUUCCAUUAAUAGGGACAGAACAUUAAGCAAGAAAAAGAUUGAAUAAUCCUUUAAACUAUUUGAUUUAGAUGGCAAUGGAUAUAUUACGAAAUAAGAAAUAAAUGAAUUAUUUGGAAAUGAAAUAGAUGAAAAAAUGUGGGAAGAUAUUCUUAGGGAUUGCGAUACGAAUAAGGAUGGAAUGGUUUUUAUUAUUAUUAUAAUGUAGAUCUCACUUAAUGAAUUUAUUACAUUGUUGGAGUCUAAAAUUUAACAAAACCCAAAACUUUUAUGA